This is a messenger RNA of Xyrichtys novacula (pearly razorfish), 7606 nucleotides long. Lineage: Eukaryota; Metazoa; Chordata; Actinopteri; Labriformes; Labridae. The record is from the annotation of a GenBank genome assembly.
GUAAAAGUGUCGCGAAGCUUCAUCAGUUUUCGGCAGUGUUUGUUGGUGGCAUAUCUGUCUGCUUGGUGAGACCGUAAACGAACUGUCAGGUACCGUAGGACUAAUUAUUCUGCUAUUAACUGUCCAGAUUUGUUUUGGGGCAUUUGUCGAGUAGAUCAAUGUGUCUACACGGUCAGAAAUACAGAAGUAAAAAUGUAUAUUUCUUCUUUUCAGGUCGUGGACAUAGAAACACGUGUGUGCUGCUAACAGAGCUAUGAAGAUGAAGAAAAGACCAAACAUCCUCUUAACAGGUGAAAAGAAAUAAUUCAAGUCUGAUUGAUAUGAUUCAGAACUCAUCUGUUCACUGUUUUCAUCUUUAUGCUGCAGUUUAUCGACUAUAAAAAAUGAAAAUGAAGUUUUUGUUAGUAUUUGAAAAGAUCAUGACUAAAACUGAUUUGGAGAGGAGUAAAAAUUUUGAACUCUAAAACGAGAUUUUUGGUGUUUUAAGAAUUGAGAGAAAAAAGAAACAGAGUAAAUGAAAAAAAAAAAGUAUGCGUUUGGUGGAAAAAGUACAACUUCAAUUGCUUUACGUGGGGAUCCUGUGGCAAUGAUAUACACACCCCUUUAAUGCACAGCAUGGGUAAAAGAUAACCCACAUUCGUUUUCUAUAUGAUUUCAUGCUGGGUGAGUAUUUCUUUGCUAUAUAUUUUAAAAUCAAUUAAUUUUAUUUUACUCUCUUAUUUUAUUGACAAAAUGUGUUUUCCAAUCCAGGUUUAUUCAUAAAGCACAUUUAAAAACAACAAAACACUGACCAAAGUGCUGUACAGUAAAAAUUAAAAACAAUAAAAACAGACAAUUAACAUGAACAAUAAAACAAAGACACAGGAACACAUUAAAAACAGGGGGACAUAUAUGGUUCAGUAAAAACAUGAUUAAAAUGCAGAGUUCUCAAGUGUUAAAAGCCAGGGAGUAAAAGUGCGUUUUCAAAUUUGAUUUAAAAACAGGCAGUGAGGGGCACAAUCAGACAUGAAGAGGAAGAGCAUUCCAGAGCUAAAGGCGCAGCAACGGAAAAAGCCCGGUCACCCUUGAACUUUAAUCUUGACCUAGGGACAGUCAGAAGGCACUGAUCAGAGGAUCUGAGAGUCCGAGAUGAAAUGCAGGGAUUUAAAAGGUCAGAGAGAUAAAAAAGGAACAAGCCCGUUUAAAGAUUUAUAAGUUAAUGACAAAAUUUUAAAAGCAAUCCUAAAACGCACAGGAAGCCAGUGAAGAGAGGCUAAAGUAGGGGAAAUGUGGUCGUAUUUACAGUGACCAGAUAAAACAUGAGCUGCGGCAUUUUAAACGAGCUGUAAACGAUUAAGAGAGGUUUGGCUGGCACCAAAAUAAAGUGCACUGCAAUAAUCAAGGCGAGUUUUGUAUUAUUACAUCAAGUUUACACACAUGGGUCUAAAGUGGGACCCAUUUAUCAAAGUGCGUGGAUAAUGUGUGCUCACAGACAACAACCUCCACAACACUGGACUUUGGCGAAAAUCUGUUACGCAUAUUUGCAAACUAACUUUGGAUGAUAUGGACACUAUACACAUCAUAUUUUAAUUGUUAAGAAAACCAAGUCUCUUCUGCAACAGAAAUGACCUGUUACUCUCACCGUGGUGCUCCUUUUGUUUUAGAAACAGACACAUAGCCAAGCAAAUGACAUUUGAUUCUACGAUAAAUGAUAAAUGUAUACUCCUUUAAAUAUAGACUUGUAGUGAUGUGUCUGCUGUCUGUUUCUGACACCCCAUGCAUGUUGUAGCUCGUUGUUGGCCUGUGUAGGCUGUCUUCACACAUAACUAAUUCGACACUUUGUUGGCUGUACAUAAUGGUAGAAAUGUUGGUAUCCCUUAGAAGUGAUUUUGAGACAAUGCAGUGAUUUCCACUAAAGAGACAGGUCUAUUUUUAGUACAGGGCUGUAAGUAAGUUAACUUUAUUUGUAUAGCACUUUACAUAGACAGAGAUCACAAAGUGCUUUACAAAAUGGAGAGAGUAAACAAUAAAAUGAGAAAUAUAACAAAUAUAAAACAGUUUCACUCAACAAGAAAUGUAGUAAAAAUAUAAUUAAGGCUAAUUAAUGUAAUGAUUAUAAGCAAUAACUGACAGAAUAAGACUGGUAGUUUAGAGAAGUGAUAUUGUUUGAAAAUGUGUUGCCCACAUAUAUGCCUGUCUAAACAGAUAUGUUUUUAGCUGUUUUUUAAAAGUAUCAACAGAGUUGUCAGACUAUAAAGAAAAAAACGGCAGAGAAUUGGCAACAGCUUCAUAAGCACAAUCUCCACAAGUCCUCAGGCCUGUCUGUGGGAAAGACAGCAGGUGUUGAGAGUUGGACCUAAGGGAACAAGCUGCUGAGCAAGCGUGAAUGAGUUCUGACAGGUAGUCUGGGGCGUGAUCAUGAGGGGUUUGAAAAGUGAGUGUGAGAAUUUUAAAUUGUGCUGCCUGAAGGUCCCAACCAUCCAGUACUGGUUUUAGGCCAAGUCUCUUUUGAGACUUCUUAAGAUUCUCAGAAUCAUUUAACGUUGUGAACUCCAGACGAUGAAAUCCAUAAAUACUUUUUUUUACAGCUUUUGACAAGUCACAGCAACAAGGAGGAACUACUCUUAACAGGUGUAAAACUUGAGUAGGACCAGACUCAUGAUGAAUAGAGACUGUGUUGGGAUUAGAAAGAAGGAUUGAGGUAGAUUCCGAGAAAAAGAUGCUUAAGGAAUAAAAGUAAAAAUAAAGGAGGAGUUUAUUCAGAUAUCAAAUAAAAAAAACCUGAUCUGGUCUUAAAUUUAUCCAUUUUUAGUUGUACACAAUGUUAUACAAAAUCUUCAACAUGGUGUUUUCUCCUUCAGGGACCCCAGGUGUUGGAAAGACGACAUUAGGGAAGGAGCUCGCCCAGAGGACGGGACUGACCUACGUUAACAUUGGAGACCUGGCUAAGGAAGGUAAACACUGAUUAAAACUUGAAUAAUAUACUCGACUGGAUUGGUGAGAGUUCAGACUCACGCUGAAGCUGGUCUCAUGGUUUGUUUUCCUUUAACAGGACAGCUGUAUGAUGGUUAUGAUGAAGAGUACCAGUGCCCCAUCCUGGAUGAAGACGGGGUGAGUGUAACUUCUGAACACUCCUGAACCCCCACAGGGUAAAUUUGGAAGUUAGGUUAUAAUAGCUGGUCCUGUCUGUUUGUAAACUGGAUCCAUAAAACCUGUAGCCUCAAUGAAGGUGGUAUUACUUUAAGAUACACACAUCUGACUGCAUGAAAACAAAAACAGCUUAAAGUCCCUGUGGGUAUGAUUAGAGACAUUUCACCUCUCUGCUUCUGAAUCGUUUGAUCUUAUUAACUGAGCUGUAAUCCCACUGCUCAUUAUAACUGAUUCACCAUCACUUUUCACAACAUAUUCUGUUGGGAUUUUAAAAACUGAUUUCACUCCAACAAAUAAUCUUAAGAGAUGUUUUCAUAAGUGUGUUCUGGUUUUCUCUCAGUGUAACUUGACUCUUACAUGCUGCAGUUUUAGAGUGGGAUAUUUGCACAAGGGUUCCACCAGUGUUGUUGUUUUAGGGUCAGUACAGAUAUUCAUGUUCAUGAAAGAGUUGACUGACAUUUGUUUGUUUCAUAAAAAAAAAUAUCCAAGCUAUUUCAAUAGUAAUUAUUGCAGAUGAAGUAAAAGUAGCAAUAGGUCUUUGUGGGACAUUUACAGAAAUUGAAUGGUGUAUGAAAACAGAUCUAAAAGACAAGCCAGGAGCAGUGUAUUUCUCUAAUAGUUAAUUAGUUUAUCAGGUAUCAGUGACAUAAAAUACCCAUUCAGAUUAUCAGCUAAAUUCUGAAUGUUGGACCUGGUAGUCAUCAAUCCUUAAUUUACACCUCUGUUUAUGUCUUGUAUGCAGUAUUUGAGUUGGCUGGGUGGAAAAGCACUUUGUGUGUGUACUGGAGAUUUUCCAACAAGCGGUUCACUAUGGUUUAUUAGAGCAUAGUACUGCUUGAGUAUCAAUUUCCAAACAUAUCCUUAACUGGUAGGCAGAGGUGAUAAUCUCAAUGGUGAUAGAUGUUAGGGUUGUGUAAUAGUGGGAUAUCAUACCAGUAUUGCCUGCUGUUGAAUUUAAUGAAGAAGAGGAACGCUCCAGGCUGACAUCUUUCAACAAAAAAGAACCGUGGCAUUAUACUCUUCAAGUCCACGGUAUAUUUAAAAGUAAUGUUUUUUGUGUUUAUCUGCCACACGAGAAGUAACAAUUCUUUCAAUUUAUGAAUGGAUUUUAUGGUGGAACUAAACAGACUGCAGAAGGAUGCCAAAAAUAUAGGAUGGUACAAGCUGAUUAAUACCUUUGCCAACCUUUGACCGUAGAAAGGAAAAAGUUACAUUAAAAUAACAAAAAAACAGGUCCAUUUGUGAUUAAAAUCAUCUCCAGAUUUAAAUUUAUACCUGACAUUAACUCUGUGUCAUGUGACUCUGGUGCAGGUGGUGGAUGAGCUUGAUGAAAAGAUGGAGGAAGGAGGAAUGAUAGUGGACUAUCAUGGCUGCGAUCUGUUUCCUGAACGUUGGUUUCACAUCGUCUUCGUCCUUCGCACAGACAACACACAGCUGUACACGCGGCUUGAGAGCAGGUACCCUCCUCCUCCUCAUCACUACAAUCUAUCACUUCCACUUUAUCACAUUGUUCUUCAUCUUUACCCUGAGCCUCCAUCACUCUCAGAGACUUUUUGUUUCUCUUUCUGAAUACAUAAUGAAUACAUUCUCAGGGUAGAAGGACCAUUUCAUCCGCUAUGACAGAAAGUGUCUCUGAACAACACAGCCUACCCUACCUUUAAGGGCCGAUUGCUAUUAUCAGUAAUUGAUGAGACCAAUAAUCCAUGUUUGCAUCUGACAUGCAUUGACCGUAAAAAAGAAAAACUUCAUGUUGAAAUUUAAGGUCUGACAUAUUUUGAACUCUGACUUAAGAAUUUGCUUAAACACCUAAUACCUCAUUUCAUUGGCCAACUGCAAAUAAAAGGCAGAUAGGGCCUAUAAAUGGUCUGCCCACGUAAAAUGAGAGGGAAAGAAAAGAGAGAGAGAAUUAGAUAGAGGAAAGCCUUCAGUGUGAACACUCACCAAAAACCCAGAAAUGAUGUGGAUUACAGAACAGCCAGAGGGCUGCAGUGUGAGCGUGCCUCUCUGUGGAGGAAGUGAAUAAUAAAUCAUGUGAAUUGACAUUUGUGUUGCACAGCUAUUUCGAGAGUGUAAAAUCUGGAGCUAGUUUCGACUGAGUUUGUUAGAGUUGAUUUGCAGUCCUGUAUUAUUCCAGUCUGUCCCUGACCUUUAGCGCCAAAUCUCUCUUCAAAUAAAAGUAAUUCAAGCGCUGAUAUAAAAUGACAAAUUGUUGGUCCCGGUGUUGAUGUUACACCUUCAGGGAAGUGUUGUAUCAUUUUUUCAUCCAGCUCUUUGUGGAGGAGGUGGUGGUGUUGGGAAGCCACAUAGACACGUCAGCAUCCUCCUCUCCUCCACCAACUCUCUUUCAUAGAUAUCUCUGUAGUUACUAAUAAUCAGAAUAGUUUAAAUUGAGAGACAACAUCUCUUCAAGUUCACUCAUAGACACAUUUUAAGAUCAGGUUUUAGGAUAAAUCUUUGCCAUUCGAUCACUGAUGUGUUCUGAGAUCAAAUUUAUGUCAGUGUGUUCCUCAUCUUUUGUCUUACACAUUAAUGGUGUACAUGCAGACAUAUUGUCCCACCUGUAUAAUGAGAUGAGUCAUAGAUUGACUAAUCUUUCCUCUGUGUGUUGUUGAGAUAAACUUUUCCGUGUGUUUUGGCUGACAGGGGCUACACAGGAAAGAAGCUGCAGGACAACGUUCAGUGUGAGAUCUUUCAAACCAUCUAUGAAGAGGCCAUGGAGGCCUACAACCAUGAGAUUGUCCAUCAGUUGCCCAGCAACAGUCCUGAGGACCUGGAACAAAACCUGGACCAGAUCGUGCAGUGGACUGAGCAGUGGAUAAAGGACCACAACUAGAAAGCGGACUCCCGCUGGUUUCACCUUUAGGGCCUCAAACUGAACAUCAUUAUUUUCAUAGACUGUGUCAUCAUGCAGACUACCAGUAUGCUUAAAGUAUAAUCCCUAUCUUUUAUAGUCUGCUUCUGUCUCUGGUGUAACUGGGAUUUCUUAAAAAUGGACCUCAGUCAGUGCAUCAAAAUUCUGUCUAUUUGUAUAAAAAUUAAAGCAUGAAAAUAGAUUUGUCGCUGUAUCUUAGUGGUAAUAAAUACAGCUCAGUAUCUCACUGUGGCGGUACUUUCUGUGUCCUUUACACACUGUUGCUGGUCCUGGUCUGAUGUGGACUAGGCUCUGGAGCAGGUCUGCUUUAAAGGCCUCUUGAUCUUGAUAACAAAUGAAAUGUUGAAACUGGUGUAUACUGCUUUCCAUAAAAUACAUAGUUUGUUUAAUUUUGGUGCUGGAAACAUGUUCCAAAAAGUUAGGAGAGGGGCAUGUUUACCAAUGUGUUGCAUCACCUUUUUUAACAACACUCUGCAAACAUCUGGGAACCUGGAAAACCAGUUUUUGGAGUUUGGAAAGUGAAAUACUGUGAAAAUGAUUUCAGCUGCUAAAAAAGUUCAUGGUUUCACAUUUACCAUAUUUUGUUUCAUGAUACAUGAUACUCCAAAUGGUUUCAACGGAUAAUAAGUUAGACCAGCAAGGCAGGACUCUUCUACUACAGGGACAUGCUGUUGUAAUAUGCGCAGAGUGUGGUCAGGUAUUGUCAUGAUUAUUCAUGCAAGGUCUUCCCAUAAAAAGGAGAGGAUUCAAGAGAGAGGGAGGAAUAAGAAUAAGAAGAACUUAAUUAAUUCCUGAAGGGAAAUUCAAUUGUCUGUUGUCUCACAUAAUAUGUCUCUAAAAGUUAUCUACUAUUUACACAAGAGUUAUAAAGUCUAAUGGCUGUUGGUACAAAAGAUCUUUCUGUCCUGCAGCAAAGAGAGAGGAGCCGUCCACCACCAUUGGCCCUUUGGUCCAUCAAGAUGUUGUGAAGUGGGUGAUCCAUGUUCUUUAGAAUAGACUCCACCUUCCAUUUUCAGCUGUGACUUCAGAUCAGCCACCGAAUAGAUAUAAACAUGAUUGGUGGACUAAAGAAAAAUGGCAAAGAGUUUUGCAACUUUUUGUACCAUAUGUUUUCUCUUCAUGCCUAGUUAUUUAUUCUUUUCAUUCUUGGUAUAAAUUGUAAUUAAGUCUGAAAGUUUAGGGCUCCAUCUAUCUGAAUCACUUUUUUAUUCAUGUCAAAGUUUGUACAAGGAUGAUCCUCAAUAAGCAUCAGACUAGAAAGUGUUAUAACUUGUUAGCUGUUUAUGUACAGUUGAUCCAGCUAUGAACACAAACAGAUGAUUUAUAGUGAAGGAUGUCUUGUCUGCUUAAACUGAUUUCCUUGUUCCCUCUCUCUCUCUCGUACCUCUAAGCGCAUCCCUGACAAUAGGGAAUAAGACACGAGUGAACAACACCAUUAAAGUCAGUAAGAGGAGCUGCAGUUUGAAUGAUUACCUCAUUCAUGGUGUGCUUCUCUUCGGAGGCUGUCAUACUUUAAAAGUCACUCUGAUAUUCAGUGUUCUUUUGCUGUUUGUUUUUUUACCUCUCCCUUGUAUUAAACUAAAAGGCUCAAGAGAGCAGAUUGAA